Molecule: messenger RNA, 939 nt
Organism: Prionailurus viverrinus (fishing cat)
Lineage: Eukaryota; Metazoa; Chordata; Mammalia; Carnivora; Felidae
Gene: SNCB
Product: synuclein beta
Exons: 5
Coding region: 7-411 (134 amino acids)
Biological process (GO): chemical synaptic transmission; synaptic vesicle endocytosis; synapse organization
Cellular component (GO): axon terminus; neuronal cell body; cytoplasm
Molecular function (GO): cuprous ion binding
Source: RefSeq, a predicted model, not a curated record
GCCAGGAUGGACGUGUUCAUGAAGGGCCUGUCCAUGGCCAAGGAGGGCGUCGUGGCCGCCGCUGAGAAAACCAAGCAGGGGGUCACCGAGGCCGCGGAGAAGACUAAGGAGGGCGUCCUCUACGUCGGAAGCAAGACUCGAGAGGGGGUGGUACAAGGAGUGGCCUCAGUGGCUGAAAAAACCAAGGAGCAGGCGUCACAUCUUGGAGGAGCCGUGUUCUCUGGGGCUGGGAACAUUGCAGCAGCCACAGGCCUGGUGAAGAAGGAGGAAUUUCCCACUGAUCUGAAGCCAGAGGAAGUGGCCCAGGAAGCUGCUGAGGAACCACUGAUCGAGCCCCUGAUGGAGCCAGAAGGGGAGAGUUAUGAGGAACCACCCCAGGAGGAGUAUCAGGAGUAUGAGCCAGAGGCGUAGGGGCCCAGGACGGCCCCCCACCAGCAGCACAAUUUCCUCCCUGUCCCCUGCCCCCCCCCCCCCCCCCGAGCCAGGGCUGUCCUUCUACCCCUUCCCCCCCCACACGAGAUCUUCCUUUGCUCCGAGGGGCUCCCUUGGAGCCUGUGUUGGUGUCUGUCCAUCUGUCUGUCCUACCCGCCCGCGUCCAAUCCUGGGGCGCGGACAGGGCCGGGGCUGUUGCCCCCACGUAUGUUGCCCUCCUCCCCACCGCAUCCCGUCCAAUGUCUCCGCGGGUGUAGCAUGUUCUAUGUAUUUUUAAACGAAGAUCAGAAAGCGACGGCUCCCUCCACACAUCCCCGACAGAGACUCUCCGAGGGCCCCCCCCCCCCCCCCCCCCCCGGGCAGCCCAGAGCCUCCCACUCAACUCCCACAACGAUCCCAAGAACGUUUGUUGUUUUGUUUUGUUUUGUUUUUAAACCAAAACCAGGAGCCAGGCUGUGCCAUGCCCCCUCCCUCAGCCGGCCCAGUCCGAACGCGGGCGUCGUGUGU